AUGUCUUCGAAAUUUCGAUCUCAAUGGCCUCAAUCCAACACCAUCAUCAGUGAAUCCUACACACCCCAAUUUUUCGAUGCAACAAUUCCUGAAGAUCGAGAAAAACUUGAUGCUUUAGUUGUAUCUGGCUCCGUAAAUACAAUUCACGAUAGUAUUCAAGAUCAAUUGGAGGAACUCAUCGAGGUGCGCUCACCAUGGCUGCGACUCAAAGGGGAAGCGUUGAACCAGCUCGUACUUGCGCACCUAGAUGGAACACCAAUUGACUUUUACGGAACCUAUGUUUUUUUUCCAUGGCGCAAGGAACUCUUACAUAUUCUCCCUAAGGAUGAGUUCAUUGAAGUGCGAACCAGCCGGAAUCGAUACAGGAUCACUCCUUCCGAGCAGACUCGCUUGAGCUCAAAGGGCGUCGGUGUCAUUGGUCUCUCUGUAGGAUCUGCCACUGCGCUGACUCUUGCAUUGGAAGGGGUUGGUGGCGAAUUGCGCAUUGCGGAUUUCGAUGUACUUUCAUUAUCUAACACCAAUCGACUCCGUUCACCAAUCAGUAACAUCGGAGUCAACAAAGCUGUUCUUUGCGCGCGAGAAAUGUACGAGAUCAACCCCUAUCUGAACAUCAAAGUCUUUCCAACUGGGCUGCAAGAGGGGAACUUCGAAGAGUUCUUGUCUAAUGGAAGAAAGUUGGAUCUGCUCAUUGAAGAGUGUGAUGAUUUGCCCAUGAAGGUGUUUGCACGUGAGCAAGCACGCAAGCAUGGCAUUCCGGUGAUUAUGGAGACGAGUGAUAAGGGUAUGCUUGAUGUCGAGCGUUUCGAUCAAGAGCCCAAACGGCCACUCUUCCAUGGUCUCAUGGGUGAUAUGGAUUCGAAGAGGAUUCGGGCCUUAGGUCCGAAAGAGAGGAUACCAUACCAGUUGAGGAUUGUGGGAACCAGGUAG
This is a messenger RNA of Cadophora gregata, 927 nucleotides long. RefSeq lists its product as uncharacterized. Gene Ontology annotation, molecular function: ubiquitin-like modifier activating enzyme activity; tRNA threonylcarbamoyladenosine dehydratase activity. The transcript has a single exon. The record is from RefSeq and is a predicted model, not a curated record. Gene Ontology annotation, biological process: cyclic threonylcarbamoyladenosine biosynthetic process. Bases 1 to 927 code for a protein of 308 amino acids. Lineage: Eukaryota; Fungi; Ascomycota; Leotiomycetes; Helotiales; Ploettnerulaceae.